Cladophialophora yegresii CBS 114405 is the source of this 3819-nucleotide messenger RNA. RefSeq lists its product as uncharacterized. NCBI's taxonomy places the organism in Eukaryota, Fungi, Ascomycota, Eurotiomycetes, Chaetothyriales, Herpotrichiellaceae. The coding region runs from base 1 to 3819 and encodes 1272 amino acids. Gene Ontology annotation, molecular function: protein binding. The transcript has a single exon. The record is from RefSeq and is a predicted model, not a curated record.
AUGGACGGUGUCUCCGUCGCCAGCAGUAUUGCUGGUCUCGUUACCCUCACGUUACAGGUUGGCGGCACGGUUGCGACCUAUGUCACUGCCAUCAGGGAGCGGUCCAAGAAUGCCAGAGAACUCCAAGAUGAAUUGCUGCUGCUGGGCGAGGUCCUCAGCAACCUGCGGGAUUUUUUGAAUAGCGGAAAGGCAGCCGGCAGGUCUUUUGACAGCUACUCUGUUCUCUCGAAAGCCAUCAGAGAUUGUCGGCAGAGGAUAGAGCGCAUUGGGCAUCGGCUAAAGCCUCCGCCUGACGGCGGGAGAUUUGUCCGAGCUAUCGACCAGCUCAGAUGGCCAUUCGAGCAGAGGGAAGUCAUGCAGAUGGUGGACAAUCUGAAGCGAUACAGCCAGACCUUCCAGUUUGCGUUCACCAUUGAAGGCUUCAACCUCUUGUCCAAGUCGUCAGAAGAUGCCACGAAAGGCUUACAAGAGAUGCUCCAAGUUUCAAAGAAGAUCAGUGAGUUGUCUGCUCAGAUGGGCUUGUCCACCGAGGAGUCUUCCAAACGCGCCGCUCAACUGGAGCACAUCAUUGCCUUGGUACCCAUGCUUGCCAAGACCGCUGCCGACGUGAACGAGAUCUCUCAAGCUGCACGACUAGCUGAGUUAAGAGAGCAGGAACGAAGGACGACGGAUAUACUGGACUGGCUUGCUCCUGUCUCGUCACUGCACAAGCAUCGCGACCUCCAAGUACGACGGGCCGAGGACACAGGACGAUGGUUCCUCGAGCAUCGCGACUUCCUCGAUUGGCUCGAUGACAGAAGUACGAGUCAUGACGUCCUUUGCGUUGGUGGACCGGGAGCUGGGAAGUCUAUACUAUCCUCACAUAUCGUUGAUUUUCUGCGAGCUAGAUUCAAAGACCAGGACGUCGCCGUAGCUUACUAUUAUUACGACUACUCCGAACAAGUGUCACAGCACCCUGCCGCCUUUGCCAGGUGCCUUUUGCGCCAACUCAGCUCUCAUGCCGAAAAUGUGUCAUCUGCCGUUGCCGAGUUCUAUCAACGAACGAGGAAUGCCGUCAAAGACCAGACGUGGUUCCACGAUUUGUUGGCAGUCACGCGUCGGGUUGUUGCGACGUUUACCCGUUGCUUCAUCAUAAUCGACGCCCUUGAUGAGGCAGACAGCCAGAGCCAAAGGUCAGGCUUCUUCGAGGUCAUGGGCGCCAUUAGAUCCUCAUCGGGAAGCACGGUAAAGCUGCUUGCCACCACCAGACCCCACGCCUUUACUCUGCUGGACAAGUUCAACGACCCGGUGACAAUCGAAAUUAUUGCAAAUGCUGCAGAUCUUCGCCGAUAUCUCGUCCAAACGAUAGACGAACAUCCCGACUCCGAAGAUCUGAUGGGCCAUGAGCUUCGAACACAAGUUCUUGACACGUUAACGAAUACCGCUAAUGGCCUGUUCCUGCUGCCAGCUCUUCAAGUCAAGACGAUAUUAGACCAAAUCACAAAAGCCGAUGUGAAAAGAACAUUGCUCCAUCUCUCGACAGAUCUAACGCAUGCCUUCCAGUCCACGAUACAAAGGAUUUCGAACCUGUCUGUUACCAGACGAGAUCUUGCUUUCAGGAUAUUGAUGUGGUUAUCCCACGCCCGAAGGCCACUGUCACCAUCCGAACUGCAGCAUGCCAUGGCCCUGAGGCUUGAAGAUACUGAUUUGGACAGGGACAACUUCCCCUCUGUCAGGACCCUUGUUGACUGCUGUUGCGGACUUGUCGAGGUGGAUCAUGAGAGUUCGCUCAUACGCCUAGUGCAUCAUUCCUUGGAAGAGUAUCUGCGGCACCAUAAUCACGGCCUCUUUCAGGAUGCCAACCUUGUUAUCACCGGAACCUGUAUCAAGUAUCUGAUGCUUGAUUCGAUCAAGGACCUACCAUACAAGAAGAGGCAAGAUUUUGCCAAGGCUUUGGACGACUUUGCAUUCCUAGAGUAUGCAGCUCUUGAAUGGGGCCAUCAUGCCUAUCAGAUUUCCGCCGAGAAGAUCAGGGACACCGCCCUCCCUCUGCUUUCGGACAGCUUUCGCAUGUUCACUAUGGCUCGCGUGCGUGAUUUCCAAGCGAACCACCUUCGAAACUGGAAGGAGAAGACAUGGGCGUGGGCUUAUUCAGGUGGUGCUGGAAUCUGGUUAGCAGCUCAAUUCGGCCUUUCCGAGCUCCUCAAAGUCUUGAUUGCUCAAAAGCAAACUAACCUCUGUCUGGAUGCACGCGACGCGUAUGGACAGACAGCACUGCACACAGUAGCCGUUUCUGGUGAUGAAGAGGUCGCCCAAGUGCUCCUCCAGCAUGGAGGUAAUGUGCUGAAUGUGAAUGAUAGCGGAAGCACGCCCUUGCAUCUGGCAGUGUCAUUCCGACGGCUUUCCAUAGUGAGACUUCUUCUUCUUCAGUAUGGACGAGAGCAGCUGGAUUACCCGGGUCCUGAGGGAUUCACACCUCUACAUAAGGCGGUGGAACAAGGCGAUGAAGAAAUGGUCACUACCCUGCUGGAGGCAGGAGCAUUGGUAGCAGCCUCCAACAGUCAAGGAACGACUCCCUUGCACAUUGCAGCGCUCCGCGGCUACCUAGCCAUAGCGAAGCUGUUGGUAUCGGCGGGUGCUUUGGUGCAUGUGAGAGAUAGGCAGAGUCUAUGCCCACUUGACUUCGCCGCCACCGGCGGCUUCACAGAUGUGGUCGCCUACUUGGUCGAGAAUGGCGGCAACAUGUUCCACAGAGGGCGCGAACUCUGGACACCGCUGCACCGCGCGGCGAGAAGAGGCCACACUGAGAUUGUGCGCUUCUUUCUAGAGCGAGGAGCCAAUGCUCUGACUUUGGACUUCAGGGACAAUACUCCGCUACAUCUUGCCGUUCGAUCGGGAAGUAUGGGGGCCGUGAAAACUCUUAUCGAAUGCAGUCCUGAUUCAGAACUCAAACGAGCACAACUCUUCUGUCGUGAUAAAAAGGGAUCUACGCCACGAGAGGUCGCCUUCUUCACCGCUCAUUACGACAUCCACAAAUACCUGCGCGUCGCAGAAAAGGAGGCCCAAGGCAUGAGCGACCCAAGCAGCGCAAACCUGCUCCCCACGGCCAUUGAGGAAGGCGAUCUGCAAGCCAUUCAAGCGCUUCUCGCCAAAAGCCCUGACUUUAUCAACUCACUCGAGCAAGACGGCCAACCACCUCUGCAUGUUGCAGUCCAAGAAAAGCAGAGGUCUAUUAUUGAAUAUCUCCUCGGUAGAGGAGCUUCGAUCGAAACGGUAGGCUAUCACGGCUGGCGGGCUUUGCACAUAGCGGCCUCGUUGGGUGACGUCGACCUUGUGGAAUUGUGUCUAGCUCACGGCGCCAAAACCGACACGCGGACACAUACGAAUCAGACACCGCUCCAUAAAGCUGCGUCUUCUCGCUCCGUUGCGGUUGUCCGCCGGCUCUUAGCUGCUGGGGCCAACUCAGAGGCUAAAAACGACCGUGGGAUGACCGCUCUGCAUAUCGCCGCGAGUCAGAACGACAUAGACAUCGUUCGAAUGCUGGUGGUGGAAGAUGGGGUUGAUGUCUUUGCUGGAGAUCGCCUCAAGUUGACGGCGGCGAUGUGGGCAGAGAGAUCGGGGCACCUGGACGUCUUGUUCUACCUCCGAGGAGAGGAACAAAAAGUCAAAGUCAAAGUCAAGAACAGGAGCAUUACCGCUGCCCAAGAAGAGGCUAGCGAGGAGCUGAGGAGCAGGAGUGCAGAGUAUCCCAGUAUCAAAGAGCUGGUCGAUGCAUUGGGACAGGUUCAGGUUGAGGUUGAUGCUGCCGAGAAUGAGUCCCCAGGUAUAUAUGGACGGUAA